Molecule: messenger RNA, 3448 nt
Organism: Oreochromis niloticus (Nile tilapia)
Lineage: Eukaryota; Metazoa; Chordata; Actinopteri; Cichliformes; Cichlidae
Gene: lrsam1
Product: leucine rich repeat and sterile alpha motif containing 1
Exons: 25
Coding region: 434-2536 (700 amino acids)
Cellular component (GO): cytoplasm
Molecular function (GO): protein binding
Source: RefSeq, a predicted model, not a curated record
GUAGGGGGCGACAAUCUCUUGCUAUCACGCUGGAGCCGGGUAACGGGGCAGAGAAGAAGAAAAAUGCAGUUAACUGUUUGUUUUGAUUGCAUUAAUCAGCUCGUAUAGGUUAGCAGCAGUCAGGUUCAUUCGCUCUGAGUGGAAAUAUUACCGUAUGGCUUCCUUUUUAUGAGCUACGAAGGUAAAGUAGGGGGGAGUUCAAAUUUAAAUAGUUCAAAUCGACGAACUGGACCGGCUACUUUACAUGUUAGCAAACAUCGGAGCUUCCUUUAAACAGUUUUAUCCUGAGAACAGAGAAGAAUAGGAGAGACUUCAAUAAUCACAAGAGUGCAGGUGGUGUGGUCAGGGUUUUCCAACCUGUCCGUCGGACCUCCGUGUGACUCUUCUUUGAGUGGAGGGGGAGGGGACAGGAAGGAAAACACCCUGGGUCAGGAUGCCUCUGUUCUUCAGGAAGAGGAAGCCCAACGAGGACUGCCAGAAGAGACUCGAGUAUCAGCUGUGCCGGUCUAAGGAAGCUGGUGCUGAUGACAUCCUGGACAUCUCAGCCUGCGGGCUCUCAGAGGUCCCCUCGAGUGCCUUUUCCAUCAGCAAAGUGCUUCAUAAGAAGGUACUUAUCCUCCACAACAACGAGCUGCGGCAUUUGAUGCCCAAAGGGAUUGACAUCAGCACCCUCAUUACAUUAAAAGUUUUAGACCUGCAUGAGAACAAGCUCACCUCUCUGCCAGAGGACAUCGGGAAACUGACGGCACUGCAGAUCCUGAAUGUGGAGAAGAACCAUUUGAAGGCCCUGCCAGAGUCCAUCGGGAACCUGCGCCUCCUGCAGACUCUUAAUUUGAAGGGAAACUGCCUCACUGAGCUGCCGUCCUCUGUUGGUUCUCUGAGCAGCCUGCGGACACUCGACGUGAGUGACAACAACAUUGUGACACUUCCCAAAGCGCUGGCCUACAUCCGCACCUUAGAGAGUUUUAGUCUUGAUGCUGCCAUGAUGUCCUUCCCACCUUCGUCUGUGUGCACAGAGGGAACAGAGAGCAUCCAACGAUUCUUGUGCACGGAGCUGGGAGAGGAGUACUGCCCGCCCUCUCAGUACCUCCUGCCGGUGCUGGAGAGCGACAGCGGCAAGCAGAGCGCCGACUGCCUGGAUGGGUUGGAUGAGGCCUGGCAGAACAAAUUUAGUGACUACGAGAAGAGAAAGGAGCAGAAGCAGCAGGAGAAGUUGGCCUUCGAGAAGCACCUGGAGGAGAAGCAAAGGGAGCAUACCCAGCUUGUAAUGAUGAAAAACUCCAACAAGGAGAACAUCCUCAACUCAGUCCGACAGGAGCAGGAGCGGGUCGAGCAGGGCGUCAGCAAGCAGCAGAGAGCUCAGGAGGCUGAGAGGCAACUGGUGCUGGAGAAAGUCCGACAAGCUGAAGACAACAUCAGCAGUCGCAUCAGCAGCCUGCUGAUGGACAACAACAGGCAGAAAAAGAGCGCAGAGUUCCUCCAAGCCAUGGAGGAGGAUCGGAUCCGUAUGGAACAUCUGACUGCCAUCACGCAGGAAGAAGCUAACUCACUGAGGAAGAAGGAGGUGGCAGCCGCCAUGCAGAAGAUGCUGUCAGACAGCUGCGCCAUGAGCCUCCUCCAGGAGGCCAGUGACUACCGCAGACAGAGCCUGGUCACUGAGGCCUGCAGGAGUUUAGAGAAUUUAGACAGGAAGUUUGACAAGAUGCUGUCCCUCCAAGUUCUGGACAAGUCCAAAGCCAUCGCCCAGAUCUUACAGGAGGAGGAGAUGCAGAAGGCAGCAUUCCAGGCGCUGCAACUUCAAAAAGACGCCGUUCACGGGUACAUCCGUAACCAGAUCCAUCUCAUAGAGGGUGAGUUAAUGCAGCUGACUAAACUGGAGAUUAAAAGACGCAAUCUGGAUGCUGAGAACCUGCAGGAGGUUCUGGUGGAGCAGCGCACGGCGCUCAGUGACAUGUUGCAGCAGCUGCUGAAGCAGAGAGACCAGCGAGAGCAGGAGCUGCGGCAGGUUCUGGCUGAGAUGGAGCUGAAGUCUGAGUCCAACCAGCAGAACUACUGGAUGAUCCAGUACCAGAGGCUGCUGGACGCUAAGCCGCUGUCACUCCGCAUGCAGGAAGCGGGUGUGGAGAAGGAGCUGGUGAACCUGCUGUGUAAACUGUCCGCUCAGCACUACCUGCCCAUCCUGGCUCAUCAUAGAGUGACGACCGAGGCGCUUCGCCACAUGAGCUCCUCCGACCUCAAGAAGUUGGGCAUCAAUGAAGCAGGAAUCCAGAAAGCUCUUCUGAACUGGGCCCGGGAACGCCAGCCUGAAGCAGGAGCUUGUAAGGUCACCAAGCAGGAGGCGGAAGCAGAAGUCACCCCCUCUGCGCCGUCUCCUCCCCCCCUCCGUUCUUUCCCAGCACCUCAAACAUCCAAAUGCCCAGCCCACCACUCACCCCGGGGACCCCGGGGACCCCCGUCACCCCGUCAGCACCCACCCCCGUGGAAGGACCAGGAAGCUCAGAGUGUGUGGUCUGCAUGGAGACCGAGUCUCAGGUGAUCUUCCUGCCGUGUGGUCAUGUGUGCUGCUGUCAGGUGUGCAACGACGCCCUGCAGAACUGCCCUCUGUGCCGGGCCAACAUAUCCCAGCGCAUACGCCUCUACCAAAACUAGACCCGCCGCGGCAGUGCCGCCACGCUUGUCCCUCACCGACUGUCACUUUCACGUAUUUAUGCAUGACGAUGAAGCCGCUGCUGUGUCGUGUCAAGAAGCUUUUAGCAGGUUUUUAAAGCGCUGAGCCACUUUUCCUGUAAUCACCAAACUGUAUUCUGUGAAGGACAUUCUCAGAUCUUUUUAACGUGUUUGUCUCUGGUGGAUUUAUUUGUGUUUGUUCUGUUUAAGUUGUGUAAUUUUUAUUGUUUGUGAUAUAUAAAGAGCCGAGUGGAUGACACCACUCACUGACUGUUCGCUGCCUUCAUGACUGAUGCGUGCCUUUUUCUAGGACUUUUUUUUUUUUUUUAAAUUUUAAAUUCUUGUGUUGUAACCAAAGCUGAAUGUUUAAAUAACUCAGUAUAAUCUGGUGAUCCUUAAAGAUCUGUCCUCAUUGCUCAUCAUUUCCAUCUCUGAUUCGGCCUCUUACUGCUGCUUUUCCUUUCGUCCGUCUGUUUCACCUGUACCAUGUAACACGUCACCUUCUGUGUGUAGCAUCCCUAAUGCUGGUGUAUUUUACCAAGGUGCUCUUAACCUCUCGCAUGCUUCAGCAAAGUCUCUCCUUUAAUAACUCCACAUGAGUUUGUUCAGUGUCAGAGAUUCCACCUCAGUGUCAAUGUGAUCAUAUCGUCUGACUGUAUGAAUAUAAAAUCCAUACGUGUCAUUUCCUGUGGUCAGAGUGAGUGUUUUUUAUUGAUUUUAGCUACACAGGCAGAUAUCUCAACACAGUGUGUGUAUAUAAACAUGAGCUAUAAAACAUCAA